UCCGGCGCGUGCCUCAUCCCCAGCACUUUCGGUCCGAUCCGCGGCCGUCCGAUCCGCGGCCGCCCGCUCUGUCUCCGGAGCGCUCUUCAACGGUCCCCUGACCCGCUUCCGAGUGCCAGUGCAGCUCGAGCCUGCCGACGAUGCCCGCGGGCGUGUCCUGGACGUCCUACUUGAAAAUGUUCGCCGCCAGCCUCCUGGCCAUGUGCGCCGGCGCGGAGGUGGUGCACCGGUACUACCGGCCGGACCUGACAAUACCUGAAAUUCCACCACAGCCUGGAGAACUCAAAACAGAGCUUUUGGGACUGAGAGAGAGACAACAUGAACCUCAAAAUUCAUCUCUGCCAAGAACUCUGUGAAUAAUAUUAUGAGAAUUAAAUAUGUAGUUUUAGAA
Molecule: messenger RNA, 391 nt
Organism: Delphinapterus leucas (beluga whale)
Lineage: Eukaryota; Metazoa; Chordata; Mammalia; Artiodactyla; Monodontidae
Gene: UQCC6
Product: ubiquinol-cytochrome c reductase complex assembly factor 6
Biological process (GO): mitochondrial respiratory chain complex III assembly
Cellular component (GO): mitochondrion
Source: RefSeq, a predicted model, not a curated record